CAGGCAGCGGGCCACCAGGCGGAGCAGCGGGCCCCGGGCCCCCAGGCGGAGCAGCAGGCACCGGGCCCCCAGGCGGGGUUACAGGCAUCGGGCCCCCAGACGGGGCACAGGCAUCGGGCCCCCAGGCGGAGCGGCGGGCGCCGGGCCACCAGGCGGGCGGCGGGCGCCGGGCCCCCAGGAGGGGCGACAGGCAUCGGGCCCCCAGGCGGGGUGACAGGCAUCGGGCCCCCAGACGGGGGCGACAGGCAUCGGGCCCCAGGCGGGGGCGACAGGCAUCGGACCCCCCGGCGGAGCGGCAUGGGCGCCGGACCCCCAGGCGGAGCGACAGGCGGAGCGACAGGCACCGGGUCACCAGGCACGACAGAGGGCUCCGAGUCAACUGGCAUGACCGCUGGCACUGGGUCAGACAAUGGAUCGUCUGGCUGGACAGCGGGCAUCGGGUCACCAGGCAUCAGGUCACUUGGCUCG
Molecule: messenger RNA, 468 nt
Organism: Staurois parvus
Lineage: Eukaryota; Metazoa; Chordata; Amphibia; Anura; Ranidae
Source: the annotation of a GenBank genome assembly